AUGGUUGCAGAUAUAAAGGGCAGUGAACUUGACAAGUAUUCUUGGAGUUAAGCUUGUGGUAUUGGCAGCUCAAGAAUGGACAGGAAGCAUGGAAAAUAUGUAGUGAAUGUCGAACCUUCAGAAAACCAGCCGUCAAUCACAUGUUCAAAGGACCAAGAAGUCCACAGCACGACACGCCAGUGUCCACCUUCAAGCAACAUAACCAGUGAUGUUUCCUCCAAUUUAACCGGGAUCUGCGUGAGCCCAGGAGUACUUACACAUUCAAGAUGUCUCCAACCAAAGUUACCCACCACACAGGUGAAAGCCAGUUGCUGCAACGACUGGUCUCUGUGGAAAGUGUUCCUGGCUUGUGUCUUAGCCUGUGUGAUAACAACAGCCAUCGGGGUGCUCAUCGUAUGCCUGGUCAACAGGAAAGGACAUGACGCUUCCUUCGUUGUUAUCCAGCUACCCACAAACAACGGACAACCUGUGGUGAUUGUACCUGGAACAGCCUCUACUACUUCUCAGCCCACAGGGGCCACCACCUCUACGGGGUCUACCAAUACCACGCCUGGAACUACAACCACAAGAGCCACAGCCGUCACUUCAAUGCAACCUACAGCCUCCACAACUUCGGCUCAACCGACACCCACAACUGCCACUGCCACAACUUCAGGUGAAUCCACAACCGCCACCCCGUCGACAGAGUCUACAGCAACUGCAGCCAUCAGUUCAAGUGCAACUGCAGCCUCUAACACUUCAACUCAACUUGCAGCCACAACCGUUGCCUCUACCACUUUGAAUGAACCACACCCGCCACCACCUUGA
Molecule: messenger RNA, 807 nt
Organism: Carlito syrichta (Philippine tarsier)
Lineage: Eukaryota; Metazoa; Chordata; Mammalia; Primates; Tarsiidae
Gene: DYNAP
Product: dynactin associated protein
Biological process (GO): activation of protein kinase B activity
Cellular component (GO): plasma membrane; Golgi apparatus
Source: RefSeq, a predicted model, not a curated record